This is a messenger RNA of Zingiber officinale, 2380 nucleotides long. RefSeq names its product glucan endo-1,3-beta-glucosidase 10-like. Gene Ontology annotation, molecular function: hydrolase activity, hydrolyzing O-glycosyl compounds. The record is from RefSeq and is a predicted model, not a curated record. Lineage: Eukaryota; Viridiplantae; Streptophyta; Magnoliopsida; Zingiberales; Zingiberaceae. Gene Ontology annotation, biological process: carbohydrate metabolic process. The transcript is spliced from 2 exons. Gene Ontology annotation, cellular component: plasma membrane. The coding region runs from base 410 to 1663 and encodes 417 amino acids.
UACCUACUAUGUUUUUCUUUAAAAAAAUCUCUUUUCAUACAAUACAAUGCAUUUAAUCAAUGCAUACCAUCUUAGAAAAAAAAAUAUGAAAAUUAUUACAAAUCCCUCUCAAACCUUGGAUGUGAACUAAUGAUCUCAGCAUUCUCAAAUAAUCUUUUGGGCAUAUUGAUGCAUGAAUUGAAUGAAUGGUGUCCUCCACUCUUGUCCCAUUGCCAUAGAUAAAGCCUGAAGCUUCCAAGUCUGCCUCUUCUCCCACCCAGAACAAAUGCACAAAGCAUGUUCUCCUCUUUCCAGUUCCAUCGAUCGACGUUACAAUUCCUUGUCCUUCUAUUGAUUGAGAAAAGAUGGAAUUGAGAUAUUGAAGGAGUGAAAGCUCAGAAUUUAGUACCUGUGAGUUCUGCUAUUGGCAAUGGCAUUGGCUGCCCCCUAUCUGCUUGCCCUAUUCCUUGCCGUCGCUGGGCUCGCCACCCCCGCUGCCGCCACCUCUGCUUCACAGGUGGGUCUUAACUAUGGCCGCGUCGCCGACAAUAUCCCUCCUCCCGAGGCCGUCCCCGCCAUUGUCGCUUCCAUAGGCGUCGGCCGCGUCCGCAUCUACGACGCGGAUUCCCGCGUCCUCCACGCCUUCGCUAACACCGGGAUCGAGGUCGUCGUCGGCCUCCCCGACCAAUGCCUCGCCUCGAUGGCGGCCGAUCCAAACGAGGCCCUUGCGUGGGUGCGGGCAAACAUCCAGGCCUACCUCCCGGCCACCAAGAUCGCCGCCGUGAUUGUUGGCAACGAGGUUCUCACCAACGCCAAUGACACCGGCUACGCAUUGGCCCGCUGCCUCGUCCCUGCCAUGGAGAACAUCCACUCGGCCCUUGCGUCCCUUGGCCUCGAUGGCACCGUCGCCGUCACCACCUCCCACUCCCUCGCAGUCCUCGCCGUUCCCUCUUAUCCGCCUUCCGCCACCGUGUUUCGGCGCGAACUCCUCCCCUUCAUCUGCCCGCUCAUCGAGUUCCACGCUCGCACCGGCUCCCCGUUCUUCGUCAACGCCUACCCGUACUUCGCCUACGAGCAGGAGAGCUCCCAAGUGGCGCUAGGGUACGCCCGCCUCGAUCCAGGCGCCGCCAGCGUCACCGAUCCCGGAUCUGGCCUUUGCUACACCAACCUACUUUACGCCCAAAUCGACGCCGUGUACCACGCGAUCGCAGCGGCCGGGGCCGACGGUGCGAAGCGAGUGAUGGUGUGGGUUUCAGAAACAGGCUGGCCGUCCGCGGGCGAUCCCAAUGAGAUUGGGGCAACGCCGGAGAACGCAGGCAAGUACAACUCUAACCUGAUGAAGCUGGUGGCGGCGAACAAGGGAACGCCGCUGAUGCCUGGGACGCCGCUCCGGGCCUACAUCUUCGCGCUCUUCAACGAGGACCAGAAGCCAGGGCCGACCUCGGAGCGGAACUACGGUCUGUUCAAAGCCGACGGCACCCCCGCCUACCAUCUCGACAUCACGGUGCCGCCGCAGAACGACACCUCCUCCGGCGGAGGUCCCGGCGAUGGCUCGACAUCGGCGCCCGACGGCGGAUCUUCUGGAUACUUCAGCAUCUCCUCCGCAGCGGAGAUGCGAUCGCAUUGGCAACGAAACUUGAAGGUUUUCACAUUGGCAACCCUCGCAGUCGUCGUCUUCAAUUAGCGAUCGAAGAGUAUCAAUUCUUCCAGAUGAUUUUCUAAUUGGGCUGUUGGAAUUUGAUCGUUAUUGCCUCGGUAAGUUUUUAAGGAGGCCAAUAAUACUCUCUACUGUGGAGCUUUUUUUCCCCCUUUUUUUUUUCUUCUUUCAGUUUAGGAGCAUUUUUCUCAAAUGCCUGAAGCUGAAAGUUGUCAUUGCUUAAUCCCGUUUCAAUCUUAGAGACAAUCUCCAAUCACAUUCCAUUUGGCCUUCGUAGUUACAAAAAAAGGGAAUGUCAGACAAAAAACUGCAUCCUGAUACAUUUCGCGAUAAAUUGAUGGAUAGAAACCCCCUAAAUAACCAAGGACAAUCCCAAACCGAACUUCUCCCAACCCACAGCUACACUUUAAUAUUAUGUUGAUCGCUGCCCUCCGCGAGCAAGAACGAUUCAUGUAAGAACGACAAUUGCGUCCAUGCUAUAUAGUGUUCCUUGAUAUUCUUCUUCUAUGCUCGUUUUCUAGGUGUUUAGUUUUCUUGGGGAACUAGUGCUAAAAAAUACAGUUUGAGAAAUCUAACAAAGAUUUAAACCAUCAAAAGCAAAUAAGAUAUACUUGUUACUCAUAUUAAAAACUUACCAUACCUAUGAAAUAAAGGCAAGUUCGCAAACUAUGAUUACAUAAUGUUAGAAAAAUGUGAAUAGAAAAAAAGCGUAGAAUAAAGUAGAUUUUAUUAAGCAUGAAUUUU